AUAUACGUUACUUUCUGAGUUGUGACACUUUUUAAAAAUCACACAAUCACUUUCCGAUAUCAAUUUUCCGAUUAUUUUAUCUUCCCAUCGUACUGUAACAACUCUUCGCGAUUUCUUAUUUUUGAGUUCCAAUGAACGGUAUUGCUCAGCCUGAUUUCAAAGAAUUCUUGAAGCUGCAUGAUGAUCAGCUCAGAGCAAGUGGAAUACCAAGCUGUUAUUGGCGUAAAUUACAUGAAAAGCUUUUACAUGAGAUUUAUGAUGCAGGCUCAUGUGUGAUGAUGCAGCAAAUUGAGUAUGCAAAUGAUGAAGAAUUUAAUAAUGAAGACUCGACUACUAACCGAGACUGGAAUAUUGUAGUUAGUAGUGAACAAAUGUUAGCAUCAGAUACUAAUAAUAUAUUUAUUGUUGAUCAUGCAUGGACUUUUGAUGUAGAGUUUAUGAAACAGGGCAUACUUCAACUUCCUAGUCUCCUUGAACGAAUGGCUGCCCUAAUGGAGAUAAGUACUGUAAAUCAACGAAAUGAAGAUAUUGCCUUGAAGAUUUGUGAAAAAACAUGGAAAUUUUGUCGACAUUACAAAUUAUCAGCACGACAGAACAUUGCCAUGUUGUCACAAGUACCUGAAUUGCAACACUUAAUGUGGUAUGUGCUAGAUGAGGUUGGUUCGCGUAUUCAGCAUUCGGAUGAACCGACAGCCCGUAUGGUACCGUUUUACUAUGUGCCACGUAACGUGUGUUAUUCUGUGUUCUGGCCUAUCAAAGACCUUCAGGAAGGUGAUAGUGUAACGAUCGAUUACAUAGAACAUAUAAAAGAUGCUAAAUUACGACCUUAUUAUCUGCUGCCCUGGCAACCAGCAGAUUUUUCUAGCCAACCUAUUGAACAUACGUAUAUACUAACAGAUGAGUUUUUCACUUCUCAUCGAGUGCAAGAAACACUACCUGUAUCCCAAGCUGUUGAACCAGUAAAACGUGAAUGCCUAUCUGUUUAUGCGGAUUUGGAGCAAGUUAGGAAGUAUUUAACUCAUUCACAGUUUACCUUUGUUGAUUCACCGGAUAAUGCUGAUAUUAUAUGGAUGCAUACACAUUUUAAAGAAUUUGAACGUUUAUCUAUAGACAGUCCAAAUUCAUAUAUUAACCAAUUCCCUGGUGAAAAUAUUCUUACUGUUAAAGAUCUACUGGCCAGUUUAGCAGCCAGUCUAGCGAAAGACGAAUGCGAACAUUUCUGUGAAUCGAAUGACGAUUGCAUAGAUAAAAAACUUUCCAUCGAUUGGUAUCCGGUUACAUUUAAUUUAGUCUAUGAACUCCCACAAUUCUGUGCUUAUUUUCAAUCGAAGUGUAAUGAAAUCGUCUCUAAUGAAGAAGAAGCUACAGACAAUGGUAAACACAAUCUAUGGAUAUUAAAACCGUGGAAUCUUGGUCGGGGUCUAGGAAUUGUUAUUACAGAUAAUCUAGACAGAAUCAUAAGGAUGUGUGAUACUAAUCCGAUGAUUGCUAGUCGAUAUAUUACGGAUCCUGUCCUGUUCUAUCGUGAUGACAUACAAGCCAAUGUCAAAUUUGAUAUUCGCUAUGUGGUGUUACUGCGUUCUGUCAAACCUUUGGUUUUGUAUACAUAUAAAAUAUUUUGGCUUCGAUUUGCCAAUAAAGCAUUCAUUUUGAGGGAUUUCGAUGCAUACGAUAUACAUUUCACAGUUAUGAAUUAUCGUGCUGCUGAUAAUUUAAAACAAAUACAUUGUGAUGAAUUUAUCGAGCUGUUUAACAAGCAAUAUCCAGAUUAUCAGUGGGCAAAUGUUGAGCAUAAAAUACACCAACUCUUGGUUGACAUUUUUCAAGGAGCAACAAAGUAUCCUGCUCCACGUGGUUUAACUCACAAUUACCAGUCACGAGCGUUAUAUGCAGUUGAUUUACUGUUGGAAUGGCGUGUAGAUACGACGUCAUCGAGGAAGAAAGACAUGUUCCCUGUAGUGUGUGAAGUGAAUUUUUCACCAGAUUGUGAAAGAGCUUGUCGCUACCAUCCAACCUUUUUCGAUGAUGUAUUUUCUUGCCUGUUUCUUGACCAACCACCUGAUUUGUGCAACAUGAAUAAAUUGACAUAGUUUUUAAACCCAUUACUGAACAAUUGUUUACGCUCAAUUGGUAUGUAUAGCUGCUUAUAUGUGAAAUCGUUUUUGAAAAUGUAUUUACACUAAAUAAACCUUCAAACCUGGCUUUCAUGAUUAUGCCGAAAUGUAUGCAUGCAGCUAUUCCUAAACUGCAUACCACAAUACGACUAAUAUUGUGCCUAAACUUUACCUUUUAAAAAUACUCAUAAUGAAUCACUUGCGAAAUAUAGAUGAAACAGUAUUCCAUUU
Heterobilharzia americana is the source of this 2345-nucleotide messenger RNA. Lineage: Eukaryota; Metazoa; Platyhelminthes; Trematoda; Strigeidida; Schistosomatidae. The record is from the annotation of a GenBank genome assembly.